Messenger RNA from Hibiscus syriacus, 1021 nucleotides. RefSeq lists its product as uncharacterized. The record is from RefSeq and is a predicted model, not a curated record. The transcript has a single exon. The coding region runs from base 101 to 784 and encodes 227 amino acids. NCBI's taxonomy places the organism in Eukaryota, Viridiplantae, Streptophyta, Magnoliopsida, Malvales, Malvaceae.
ACACCAAUUAGGGUUAAUUCUCUUUAUUAUCUGUUCAUCGUUAUUGUUGUUGCCUUGGGCACGCUAGGUUUAAUUUCCCAGGGGAACAAGAACAUCAACAAUGGCGGUGGUGGGCGGCGUUUCUUGCGGUGGAAACGUUUAUCUUCAGCGCCAAGAGCCCUCACAUCUCCUCAACUCCCAUAACCCAAACGUGCAUCCAAGUUCUUUCAUGGUUUCAGAUCCAAAAUCGUUGAAAUCAAGACCGUCGACCAAGAUCUCCGCAUCCAAGGUAAGUCUUCAACCAUUGCCUAAACAACAAGAGAAGAAACGGAACGAAUUGAUCUACCAUAAGAUCGACGAGUGGAUGAGAGAUUCGGUCGUCGAUAUCGUCAAGAACUUGCAGGAAUCGCCUCUAUUGGUCCACGUGUACUCCGACGACGAUAACACGACGAGAAUCCGAACGGAAAAGGCCGAUGAAAGCAACUGGGUUUCGGUGAAACAAAAAUGGGAUAAAGGCGAGACUCCAAUGCCUGAUGGGGUGAUCUUUGUUGAGCAAAUACAGGAAGAAGAAGAUGAUGAUGAUGAUGAUGAACAGAGCGAUGCGUGUUGCAGGGCAUGGGGGAUUGUGGUACAAGGCCAAGGGCGUGGGCUUGCACCGGCUUGCUAUUUGUUGAAGACUUGUAAAGUGAGUUCGGGGGUAGGGUUAAAGUGCACCCAUUUUUGUUUGGUGAAGGUUCGGAGUUUCAGGGAAACUGCUUUAUCUCAGCUCAAGAAUUGUUGGCUGUUGCAGGGGAAUUCAACCUAAAUGGACAGAUUUGAUUCUUUUUUUUCCUUAUAAUUUUUCUUGUUAAUAAGGUACUAUCGGUAGCAAUUUGUAGGGCCUUCGAAUGUGUAAGUCGGGUCCUCCUGAAUCUUGAUUAAUCACAGAAUCAGAGAAAUCAAGAAUUCAGAAAUUAGACUAGUUGAUUCUUAACCAUUAUUGCAUGUUUGGAUCACAAGAAAGUUACAAGUAAUGAAUUUUAUUUUGAAUUUGAUCCUGCAA